Messenger RNA from Symbiodinium natans, 1131 nucleotides. The record is from the annotation of a GenBank genome assembly. Lineage: Eukaryota; Dinophyceae; Suessiales; Symbiodiniaceae.
AUGCGGAGGUUUCUCCUCGGCACAACAGGUGGGCUUAGCGUUGCUUUCCAGUGGCUUCUUCUACUUUCUGGCGCUGGGCUCGGCGAGACCCCGGACACCCAGCAGAUCUUCAAGGUGUUCCUCUCCUUCCUCACCAUUUCCUGCCGGAGCCUAUCUGCUUUGCCCCGCACACGUCAUUACAAGAGACUGACGGACGACAUCUACGAUUCUGCACAGGCGCUUUACCGCUGCUUGUUCGCCAUGGACCUGGUUAUCAGUGCGGAACCCGGGUCCGGGUUGCAUUCUUACGACUGCUGGGGCUUGGUGGAUGGGCCUGUCAACUUGCACUGGAACGUUUGCCUGUCCUGGGCAAUCCCAGCAGGACUGCUGCUGCUAUCUUGGUGCUGGGUUGGCAAACAUGGGUGGCUGAAGGCACUUGUGGUGUGGGGGAAUGUCUUCUUUCCUCCACUUGUCGGCACUGCAGCGAAGAUUCUGCCCUGCUUCUCGACGCAGGAGGCAAGGCACACGCGCAUCCUCAUGUACGAGGCUGCUCUUGGCACAAAGUGCGUCUCCAGCUUCUCUGACAUGCUGGGGCUGUCCCGUUUCUGGCUGGCUGCAGGGACAAGCCUUCUGCUGCUUCUCCUGGGGCCCCUUCUUUGGCUCGCACUGGCUGCCUGCGAUCCUACGAAGGAACACUGGGAGCGCAAGGACACGGUAGCCUUCCUGGUGGCAGGGUACAAGCCGAAUCUUCGUUUUUGGGAGGUCGUCGUCCUGUCCAGGAAGGCGGCCAUUUUCGUGGUCGCCACAGUGCUUCCAAUGUCUUGGGCACCUGGCGCGCACUUAGUGUACCUCCUCGGCAUCAUUGUCGUUGCAGAACUCCUUCAUGUCACCAUCCAGCCCUACGCCAGCCCAUUCCUCAAUCGGCUGGAGGCGCAGAUGCUGGGAAUUUCUUCGGCAUGCUUGGUGCUGGUAAUUUCGUUGCUGGUGGAGUGGCCGUUCAUGCCCUAUGCCAUUUAUGUCACUAGCAGCACUCUCUUCUUUGGGCUCACAGUUGGAGUCUACAUCUACUUCCUGUGUCUCUACAUCCGCAGUGCGCUCGACAAGCAGCCAGAGACGAGCAAGGCGGACCAAGCGGAAGAAGGUGAUGACUGA